UUUUAGCAAAGUAACGGUUAUAUGAUUGUCUAGUCACCAGAUUAAAGAUAUUUUUUCGUUUUUCUACUUUUACCAAAGUUCUUUUUUUGUACGACCUUCAGUUGCGACAAGAAUCCUUUGGUUUUUUUUUAGCACAUUUCCAGUGCCCAAAUCUGUUUAGAUAAUCACUUUUGGUCAAAGUCAGAAAGGUAAUUAUUGCUAUUAGUUUUCCUGGAAAUCCACUUAAAUAUUAUAUUUCGCCAUAAUGAGCUUAAUUACCGAAUACUUAGCCAAAUGCUCUUAGCCGGGUUAACUCAGUUUCUUAGUUGGCAGCGAUUAUGGAAAGAUUCGAAUUUUGGAUCACAAUCUAGAAGUUGGUUUGAAAGGAUCUUAAUCGAUCGUUUCCCAGCGAUAGCCCACAAAGUAGUGACUUUCCAGUGCCGCCAAAACAGCACUUGAAAAGUGUUUUCGUCCAAACAAUUUGCACAGAAGCGUCCCGCGUCGUCUAGACUGUUUUAUUGGGUUUGGAAUAAUCGGCGGCUAAAUCUGAUCCAGUCGGUGGUUACUAUUCGAAGAUAAUUUUUGAGCAGCGCGGACUUUGCUCGUAGUGGGGACAUUCCCAAAACCAGCUGCUGACCAUGGCAAUGAUUGGGGCAGUUGCACAAAGAACCAUUUGGGACUGGUCGUGAACAAGAUUGUGGAACGAUAACUAGGUUCACCCAGUUCCCAUGAUAACACUACUGAAGCCCUUCUCUUAUCGAACUCCCGACCUCGUAUAUAUAAGAUCGUCCGAAGUGCUGCCACAACCAAAGCGCUACUACCAACCCAUCAACAUGGUCACCACAGGGCCAAUCGUUUCGCUCCUGGUCUUGUCCUUGGCACUGACCAGUGCCAGUAUACGUGUGGAGCUUCCAAAGAACUCCUCCUUGGGCGUAGGAAAUCCAGAGUCGCAGUCCCAAUCCUACCACACAAUUUCCAGGCUCAGACGCCUUGCAGUGGAGUUCUUCGCCCAGUACCAGAACAUAACGAUGUCCGAUCUGGCACAGGAUCUGUACGGGGAUAAGGAGAUGCGACUACCCACUACCGACGACUUGAGGUGCCUGGCAGAGCUGCAGACCCUGGCGAAAGAUGUGUCCAACAGAAAAUUGUGGGCCCUAAGAAUGAUUGACUCCUGGGGCACUUUUCCUUCGGGUAUCCUGUACGGCAAUCUAAUCGAUCUGGGCAACUUUGACGAGUGCUUGGGCAUAGAUCACGCUGUGACCUCCACCCACAACAUCCAGGGCAAGUACUGCCUCAGCAAGCUUCAGCUGGCACCUAGUAUCUCCACCUAUCUGGCACUCAAGACAGCGGUGUGCUUUCCCGCCUCCUGCUCCGCCGCCCACAUGGACACGAUGCUCCGAAGAUUGCUGCAGAGCCUCCUGGGCAUUGAGCUGAAUCCAGAAGUGACUCUGGUGAGUGAGAGCAGCUGCAAGACUGCCGAUCGGGAACCCUACGAUGCUCUAACCAUCUUCACAAUAGUCGUGCUAUCGAUACUGUGCGUCCUCAUGGUGCUGGCCACUGUCUGCGACUACUUGGUCUGCCAGGAUGACCAACCGCUAAAUAAGUGGAUUAAAGCUUUCUCCGCGCGCGCCAACUGCCGGGUUCUCUUCAGGUUGGUGGAACCCAGGAGCAAUCCCAAUGUGAUCGACUGCCUCCAUGGCAUUCGGGUACUGUCCUUCAUGUGGGUCGUCUAUGGCCACAUAUACCUCGUAUCUAUGUUUGGCCCCAACAUGAACUUUGUCAAACUGGACACGUGGCGCAGAUCGCCGUACAGUAUGCUAUUGCAACAUGCAGCAUACUCUGUGGACACGUUCUUCUUUUUGAGUGGCCUCCUGAUGGUGGUCAUCGCUCUAAGAGCAAUGGAAAGAACCAAGGGAAAGCUGAAUGUAUCCCUGAUGUAUCUGCAUCGCUAUCUGCGCCUCACUCCCGUCCUGGCCUUGGCUAUCAUCGUCUACAUGUCGAUUCUGCCCCGGAUGGGCGAUGGCCCACUGUACGGGAAGGUGAACUUCGAUGACUACACCAGGUGCAAGGACACCUGGUACUGGACCCUCUUGUACGUGCAGAACUAUGCCACCGAUGAUAUCUGCCUAAGCCAUUCCUGGUACCUGGGCGUGGACAUGCAGCUGUACAUCAUUGCACCCGUACUCCUGAUCUGCCUGUACAAGUGGGGCAAGAAGGCGGCCGCCGGGAUUCUGGUCGCCAUGCUGCUCCUUGCCGCUUGUCUCUUCAGCAUCAUGGUGAUCGGGAACGUUUCUCUCAUUGUGUCCAGCCAGGGGGCAAUGAGAAAGAUAUACUUCUCCACACACACCAGGGCGUCCCCGUAUCUGAUUGGCAUUCUGUUCGGAUACUUCCUGCACGUGAACCGGGGAAAGUCCUUCAAGCUCAGCCCCAUCGCGGUCGUCCUGGGUUGGCUGACCAGCCUGGCGCUGCUCUUCAGCUGCUUGUAUGCCGUCUACGGGUAUGCCUUGGAUGCGGAGGUGCCACCCAUUCUAGAGGAGGCCUUCUAUCUGACCUUCACCCGGAUCGCCUGGCCCCUCGGUCUCUGCUGGGUGGUCUUCGCCUGCAUGCACGGCUACGGAGGACUGGCCAACAGCUUCCUCUCCUCUCCCCUGUGGCAGCCGCUGUCCAAGCUAUCCUACUCCGCCUACAUCUUCCACAUGUUCAUGGAGAGCCUCAACGCCGGCAUUACGCGCACCAACACCUACUUCAGUGAUUACCAAGUGAUGCUUCGCUUCUGGGGCGACUUUGGUUUCACCAUGCUCCUCGCCUUCGCUGUGUACAUUCUGAUCGAGGCGCCGUUCGGAAAUUUGGAAGGCCUCCUGCUUCCCGCCAAGAAGCCCUGUCCACCACGCCCAGCUGUGGAAGAGUCGAAGGAGGCCCCGGUGGGAUGCAGUCACUCUGCGCCAACGUUGGAAAUUAAAUCGCCUCUUCCGGCAUAAGGAUCUCGAAACUAUUUAUGAGCAAAGACAUCAAUUAUAGG
Molecule: messenger RNA, 2998 nt
Organism: Drosophila mauritiana
Lineage: Eukaryota; Metazoa; Arthropoda; Insecta; Diptera; Drosophilidae
Product: nose resistant to fluoxetine protein 6
Exons: 9
Coding region: 708-2957 (749 amino acids)
Molecular function (GO): acyltransferase activity, transferring groups other than amino-acyl groups
Source: RefSeq, a predicted model, not a curated record